This is a messenger RNA of Cajanus cajan (pigeon pea), 1038 nucleotides long. It is a transcript of the gene MIA40, whose product is annotated as Cox19-like CHCH family protein. The record is from RefSeq and is a predicted model, not a curated record. Gene Ontology annotation, cellular component: mitochondrial intermembrane space. Gene Ontology annotation, biological process: protein import into mitochondrial intermembrane space. NCBI's taxonomy places the organism in Eukaryota, Viridiplantae, Streptophyta, Magnoliopsida, Fabales, Fabaceae. Gene Ontology annotation, molecular function: protein-disulfide reductase activity.
AGUAAACUAAUACUUUGAAUCGGAAGGGAACUAGGAAGUCCUUCUUUCCGUGUUAGAGAAGAUAAGAAUUGAAUUGGCUUCGGACUUCCAUUCUUAAACAUAACACAAACACAAACACAACCAAAAUCAGAAUUGUGAACUCAUUUAUCAGGACUCACAAUGGGUCAAACUGAAAGCGCAGAAGCUGUGGCGGAGACCCAGAGCACAACCAAUGACUCCUCCAACCCCAGUUCCCUGGAAUCCGCUAUCGCAGAAGCUGCAGCAUAUGGAAGCCAAGACACCGAGUCUGUUGAGGCGAUGGCUCAGAAGGCCCUUGAAUGCCCUUGCAUUGCUGACUUGCGAACUGGUUCCUGUGGCUCUCAGUUCUCAGAGGCAUUCCUGUGUUUUCUCAAGAGCACCACUGAAGAAAAGGGCUCGGACUGCGUACAUCCAUUUGUUGCUUUGCAGAGCUGCAUCAAGGCCAAUCCAGAUGCAUUCUCUAAGGACAUUCUAGGCGAAGAUGAAAGCAAGGAGUUGGAGCCUAUCCAAGAAUACAAAAUACUUCCUCCCAAAUGGUCUAAGGAAUCUCAAAGUCCAAAAUCCAGGCUUUAAGGGGAAGAGUCAAACUCUUGUUCGGGCAACUACUUGGAUAAGGAAACGAUGAGCUGGAUUGAGCUGACUUUCCUUUUUAAGUCUUGUUUGUAGACUCUUCGAUCUUUUAGGUAUAUUUAAUAAUUUAAUGACAAAUGAACUGUCAUGAUUCCUUUUCCUCCGGAGGUUAGAAUUUUUCAUAUAAUUUAUGGUCAACUCUAGUAUUAAGUAUUAAACAAUUAAGAGAUGAGAACUGAAUACGUUUAGGGUGAUAACAGUCUAUGGUCAUUAUGAUGCAACUUUGCAUUGAUGAGCAUUCUGCCUUACUACUGCAUGGUCAUAAAUAAACUCGAUAGGAUGAUCUGCUUGAGACUCUCAAGUUAUCAGCAGUUCUCAGUUGUGUUUUGAAAUGUUUUAUUUCAUAUAAGAAUAUUAAAGAUUUUAUUUUUUAUUUAAUGCUUUCUAUUU